Molecule: messenger RNA, 3672 nt
Organism: Conger conger (European conger)
Lineage: Eukaryota; Metazoa; Chordata; Actinopteri; Anguilliformes; Congridae
Product: lactadherin-like
Exons: 10
Coding region: 75-1526 (483 amino acids)
Molecular function (GO): calcium ion binding
Source: RefSeq, a predicted model, not a curated record
CCAGAAACGACAGUGUUCUCAGAGGAAAUUUGGAAGUGUAAUGUGAGAAGAGAAGUAACGGGAGCCAAAACAAAAUGAAAACUCACAGCUUCACGUUGUCCUCGCCACUUACGGUUACUUAUUUACUUUUUGGUGUUAUCUUCACGGUGACCGGAGAUAGUUGUGAGGUGAACCACUGCCAGAAUGGAGGGACAUGCGUGACGGGCCUGGGAGAAGGCCCCUUCUUCUGCAUCUGUCCCGACGGAUUCACGGGCGACACAUGCACUGCGGUGGAGAGCGGACCCUGCAACCCCAACCCCUGCAAGAACGACGGAAAGUGCGAGGUCGUGAGCCAGUCGCGGCGAGGGGACGUCUUCAACGAAUACGUCUGCAAGUGUGCACCAGGCUUUGAUGGCGUUCACUGCCAGAACAUAUCUGUGCCUGCAGAUGUGAACGACUGUGUUGGCCAGCCCUGCAAGAAUGGAGGGGAGUGCCGCGAUCUGGAUGGAGAUUUCUCCUGCAAGUGCCCCUCACCCUAUAUUGGGAAGCAGUGCCAAUUGCGUUGCAUCUCCUUGCUGGGGAUGGAAGGGGGCGGGAUUGCCGAGUCUCAGAUCUCCGCCUCCUCCGUGCACUAUGGAAUCCUGGGACUGCAGCGCUGGGGCCCUGAGCUUGCCCGUCUCAACAACAAUGGCAUCGUCAACGCCUGGACAUCUGCCACUCAUGACAAGAACCCCUGGAUCCAGAUCAACAUGCAGGGGAAGAUGAGAGUCACAGGCAUCAUUACCCAAGGGGCCAGCCGCUUAGGCACCCCCGAGUUCAUCAAGGCCUUCAAGGUGGCAUCCAGCCUCGACGGCAAGACCUACACCGUCUUCAGAGACCAGGGACAGAGGAAGGACAAGGUCUUUGUGGGGAAUGUGGAUAACGAUGGCACGAAGACCAACAUGUUUGACCCUCCCAUCGUCGCACAACACAUCCGCGUGAUCCCGGUGGUGUGCCGCAAGGCCUGCACCCUGCGCAUGGAGCUGGUGGGCUGUGAGCUCAACGUGUAUUUAAACACGGCAGGUUGCUCUGAGCCCCUGGGCAUGAAGUCCCGUCUGAUCUCAGACGGGCAGCUCUCAGCCUCCAGCGCCUUUCGCACCUGGGGCAUCGACGCCUUCACCUGGCUCCCCCACUUCGCCCGGCUCGACAAGCAGGGCAAGACCAACGCCUGGACCGCGGCCAGCAACAACCGCUCCGAGUGGCUGCAGGUGGACUUGGAGUCCCCGAAGCGCAUCACAGGCAUCAUCACACAAGGUGCGAAGGACUUUGGCACUGUGCAGUUUGUGUCUGCCUACAAAGUAGCGUACAGUGACGAUGGACAUUCCUGGAGCGUGUUCAGGGAUGAAAGAUCCAAUAGUGACAAGAUAUUCCAAGGCAACAUUGACAACAAUGCGCAUAAAAAGAAUGCGUUCGAGCCGCCUUUCUACGCGCGCUUUGUGCGAAUCCUCCCCUGGGACUGGCACGAGCGCAUCACCAUACGCAUGGAGCUCCUGGGCUGUGACGAUUAAAACCUCUCCCCCUCCGGGCUCGUGCCUCUCUCCUCUCUCCACUCCCCCACCUGCCAGGCCUGCAUUGCCUUGUCAGCAGCUACAAGGGGAAGCAACGCCCUGCACAGCUCUUAAACACCUUCUUGUGGUUGUGCUGGCUGAACUCCUUAAAUGAAUUUUCCAGUGAGGAUCACCAUACUCAAUCUGUAAUUCAGUGGUAAAUUAUAGCAUGUAGUGAAUAUUGUGACCACGUAAAUAUCUCGUACUCUGUGGACUUGACCCCAUUCGUAAGCCUGGCUUUUUGUCUGUGUGAUAAUCCGUUACUUCAUGCUUUCUCACUUUUCAGUGCUCUUCCAGGUAGAUGUGUUUUUUUGAAAAUUUGUAUUUUGUGAUGGUUUUACAGUGCAUAGUUUAUUGGUGUGGAAAGCUUAUUUGAAUUGUGAAACUGAUUUGGAUCCGGUGGUUUAUGAUUUCCACAUGGUUUUUAAAAACAAUAAAGAUAAAAUGUAAAAAGAUAAAAAUUAUUCCUCCAAAUGAUUUAUUCAGACAAAUUAAUUUGCCAUUUCUGGUUAUGUUUGUACUAUCAUGGGUGGAGAAGAGACCGGGCACUAAUUUAACAUUGUGAACAACUGUACUUGAUUUGUUUUUCUUCUUUUUUAAAGAGUAACUCUUGCAACAGUUGCUGAAAGAAUUGCAUUAUUUCUUGAAGAAAACUGCAAUGAAUAUAUUUUGUGAUUGAGGUCCUACAGGUUCUAUAAUUUUAAGAUAAUUUUAGAUCUCUCAGCACAAAAACGGCUUAAAUUGAGUUUGUGUUUUGUGUAAAUGAUAAUGGAUAAAUCCAAAAUAUGAUUUACGUGUCAGUACAUGGAAAUUAUUUAUGGACCGUUUACUUUAAGAAUUUAUGUUUUCUUUAUUGAAAUGAUGUGGGUACAUUUAGUAGUUGAUUGUUGUUGUGGCAGCACAGUAAUUUAAAAAUGAUUCUUAAAGUUCUGUUUAACUAGAUUAAUCCACAGUGCAUUUACUCACUAUUACAUGGAAAAACCCAUCGCCAUUUACGAGUUAACCAGGAGAAUUGCACAUUUGCCAUUAAAACCUUUCUUUCUUUCUGUCUGUCUUUCCUAAGAGCUGAGGCAUGCUAUAUUUGACAGUGAUGCAAAAUCAAUCUUUCUUUGCAGUAGCAGGAAAAUGCCUGUGAGUGAUUAAUAAAAGAUAGAAAUUAUCUUGCACUGUGUGAAAAUGCAUUCUUUUCUACCUGAGGGCAGUGCCUCUGAGAAAUACCUUUUCAUACUCUGUCCCAAGUACAAAAGCACUGGUUGUUUAACUUGCCCUAAAUUCCCAGCCUUUGUUCUCCCAGGGAUCCACCAGUUCCAACUUGCUUGGCAUGCUUGUGGGAUGUCACCUUGUGAGCACAAUGCUUGACCCCAGUGCUCCCCUGUUUCUGUGCAGCUGCGAUUCCCUGAUAUCCACGCUCCUGUGCGCACCAAUAGUUUUUUUGCUCCACAGACUUUGUAAAUCAGUUUAUACAUUGUGAUUUCCCAUGACUAGCCAAAAUGAGAAGUUGACUGCCAAAUGAAAAAUAUUUUUUGAAGUUGCAUGGAAUCUCAUGAUCUCCUAAGUUAAAUAUGAAAAUGCCCAUGCAUAAAUAAUCACAUUUGGGAAUGUGCAAUACAUUAGUGAGCAUUAUCAGUUUAUUUUGGGUAUAUGCUAGUAAAAUCAAAAGAACAAGGUAAAAUGUGGACAAUAUCUCACAGCAAGUAAAUGCAAGUAACGGUAACCAGAAGGGCACUGAUUAGUCGAUGACAGACAUUGUAAAAUAUGUAUAAUUGUUGUAGAGACUGUUGUCUCAGACUUUAUUUCAGUGUUGUCCAAAGAGUGUACUGUACUGCAUAACCUUGUAAUAUUCCAGUUCUAAUUCCAGUUUUGCAAUUUGCAUUGUGCAGAAGUCUAACCUUAUUUUCACCAUUGUUAGCAAAGCAACAAUUGUAUGUUUAUCUCGUGUUUUUCCAGGUUUCAUAUGAUUCUUAAAAACAUCUAUAUUUAAUCUACACAGGUGACUAACUCCUGUAAUAGAUAAAAAUGGCUGGAUUUUGUUUUGCAUUCUUGUGGUUGUGUAGAAAUAUAUUGUGUUUUAAAUUGAAUUGCUGAAUAAAAACACUGAUUAAGUUGA